This is a messenger RNA of Komagataella phaffii GS115, 1017 nucleotides long. RefSeq names its product Mitochondrial ribosomal protein of the small subunit. Bases 1 to 1017 code for a protein of 338 amino acids. Gene Ontology annotation, cellular component: mitochondrial small ribosomal subunit. The transcript has a single exon. Lineage: Eukaryota; Fungi; Ascomycota; Pichiomycetes; Pichiales; Pichiaceae. The record is from RefSeq and is a predicted model, not a curated record. Gene Ontology annotation, molecular function: structural constituent of ribosome. Gene Ontology annotation, biological process: mitochondrial translational initiation.
AUGAGUGAUCUGUCCAAGCUCCUAAGGUCGUCAAGAUUGGCCCAGGUUGCACGACCAAACACUUGCAAGAAGAUUGCCGCGGGGAAGAUAUAUCCAACACAUCAGAUCAUUCAAACAACCCCAAGCUCGUUGUUCAGAAACAACUUUGGAUUGAAGGCCGAUCUUCCCUCCAAGGUGAAUUCAAGGUACAUUGUUUUAGACAAGCUGGAUACUAUUGAACACAUGACUGGUUUUGAAAAGGAUUCUUCGUUUUACUGGAAGAAGCAAAGAUUUCAGGAACUCAAUAUCCCUGUCAAUGUCCCUGCCAAUAAGAGCGAACAUGGACAUCCAUUAUUUGCUGGAAACACAGAGACUAGAAACGACACUGUUGUCAACAGAAACAAGCUUCCACUUGCUAGUCUGCUGAACCUGGAUAGUACGACGCCGAAACCUAAAGUGGAGGAAGUUUUGAACAAAGUUGAGAAAUUGCGUAAACCUUUUUUCAACUGGCUAUAUGAGAAGCAUCCUAUGGUCCUGCAUGAAAUGCUAUCCCCUAAUGAAAGCAAAAAGAGAAGAAGUAACAUUGAACAUGCCGUGACCUUUUUGAAAGAAUAUGAGUCCAAGAAUUCCACAGUUGUGGGUGUCAAGAAGCAGUUGAGCGAAUUGGCUAAACUUGCAGAUGGAAGAGCCAAAAUUGCUGGUACCGGGGGCCUUUCUUACAAUUUGAAGAACCGACUAGCAAACUCACCCAAUGGAAUUUCUACAAAGAACCAUGCGCCAGCUAGGCUGUUAUCUAACAGUGAAAACAACAUGUUCGCUGUGGGUGGUUUUGUUGGGACUUCUUUCAACUAUUACAGGCGACUCAAUGCUCCUACAGAUAAGCAUGCUAGACAGGAGAAACUUAAGAUUGAAGUCACCAAUGCUAUCCUAUCCGAUGAUGGAUUGUCUAUUGACGUGGGCAAAUCCAGGGAUCGUACCACAAGCAGUGUUAACGGUGAGAGUUUGUUGAACCUUCUUAGAGAUAUUCACAAGUCUUAA